UUACAAUAAUUUCUUCCGGCAAGUGGGCACAACUCCGGCAUUGGUGGUGUUUACCAUAAGGAAGUAAAUAAAACAUUAUGUUACAUUUAGCUCAUCCACCAUUCACAGUAGGAUGUUUAUAGUCUUAAACCGUCCAGCCGCGCCUGAUGGAGUCAUGCCCUUUGUUCAAGAACCAACCGUGGCAUGAGCGAACGGUUGCUUGCUCAUCGCAUUGUGACAAUAAUGUGACUAUUAUGAAAAUCGUGAUCGCGCUUUGUCGAAUCUAGUGGACGCGUCUGCUCACAAAGCGGUUCGUCAUUCAUCCGCAAUCCACAAGUCCACAUCAUCCAGACAUAAAUCGGUGCUUAACAUGACAUCUGCCAUCAACUCAUCCUUACUCCAUUCACAUCACAAUGUUCUUCACUACACCUGUCUCCACGAGUCCCUACUCUCCCGACUACUAUCCCCGCUACCGCCCCGGAAUCUCAUUCGUUGUCCCUGCUCUUGCUACCAAACAUCUCGCGGAGCAACGUGAGCGUGCACGGGCUCUGCGUUACCAGCAGCAGCCUGUGAAUCAGCCUAACCCAAUUGCUCUCCUUGCUCACGAGUACAACGAACUUCCCGACCAGCAGCGCAUGAUGUGCGUCUUGCGUACCUGUAGACCACAGGAUGAGAAAAAUAUUGGCUACAUUAUGGCCCUCGAGCACGCUAAAAUGCAGCGGGCCAACCACACGGCCCACCAGACAGCUGAAAUGCAGUGGUUCAGGAUCCGAGAGUGGCAGUAUCUUGUCGCUUUAAACGCUCACUUCGAGGAGGAGCAAGCUUUUGCCCGCCGCCGUGCAGAUGCUGAGAAAUUCCUCGAAGAAGCUGAAACCUACCUCAGCGGAUUUCUACCUCCAGAUGAGGAGCCAUGCCUCAGCGCCUUUCAGCCUUUCGAACUGCCUGAUACUCCUCUUCCAACUUCCACCUCCCAGGUCCUUGUUCAGGAUGAGCCUUUGCUCAGGGACAUGAUUGAAGACUGUGUUGUGACAGAGAACCGUGUUAUGACAGAGUACCAGUUUGAAGUGCGCGAUACGCUCCAGUCGAUCCUUGACUGUCUCUCUGCAGUCACUUCGACCGAAGGUCCUAUCGAACACAUUCCCGUACCAUCCACCGCCGCGGAGAUUUCUAGCUCGAUGCAGGUCAACGUCGAUGAAGAGGGAACUACAUCCUCAUAGGAAGGGAAAGGAGAAGCCAAGGAGACCCCUGUAUGUGACGCUGAAGAGUCUUCUGCAUCUCCGGCCCGAGUCGCACCUUCGUUCUCCCAGAUCACUUCCAUCUCCUC
Molecule: messenger RNA, 1303 nt
Organism: Suillus subalutaceus
Lineage: Eukaryota; Fungi; Basidiomycota; Agaricomycetes; Boletales; Suillaceae
Exons: 2
Coding region: 393-1196 (267 amino acids)
Source: RefSeq, a predicted model, not a curated record